Tilletiaria anomala UBC 951 is the source of this 1152-nucleotide messenger RNA. RefSeq lists its product as uncharacterized. Gene Ontology annotation, biological process: mitochondrial respiratory chain complex III assembly. Bases 1 to 1152 code for a protein of 383 amino acids. The record is from RefSeq and is a predicted model, not a curated record. Lineage: Eukaryota; Fungi; Basidiomycota; Exobasidiomycetes; Georgefischeriales; Tilletiariaceae. Gene Ontology annotation, cellular component: mitochondrion. The transcript is spliced from 2 exons.
AUGUGUCCCCAGGCCCCAGCCGCGUCGUGCUCGUCAUCGCUUUCACAGUCCCCUGCGAGCUUUUGUAGUCUAUCUACUUCCCCAGGACUUCGGCUGUCCGCUACGCCUUGCUCAUCACAACAGAAGCCACAGCGAUCAGCCUCAACAUCAGCAUUGGCGCAGGCGCCAGCGGCAGCGUCCAAGCCAGGACAUACGCCACGCCUUUCCAUAUCUGCUGCACAGCAGCAGCAGAACCAAAUCAAGCGAGGCCCCUUUUCCGCCGCCACACUCUCUCCCUCUGCACCGCCACCGUCGGAAAAGGGGUACAGCCGGCUGACCGUGGCGGUUGUCCGGGCGCUCGCCAAGCUCAUGGGAUACAACCGGAUGGGGUCCAGCGCCAUUCGCGUCACGAGCGACCUCUACGACCGGUGUGCUGAAGUGGCAGAGCUGCAGAAAGAUUUCUGGUACCAUGAUGCUGGCCUACCCGCGACGUAUCAAACUUGGUUCCACAUCACGUACCUGCACGUCUGGCUGCUGCACGUCCGCUUUCGCUCGCUCGCCUCUCCACCGUGCCCGCCAGGCGCGGCGCAGGCGUACGCGCAGGAGCUGAUCAACCACUUCUUCAUCGAUGCCGAGUCGCGCAUGCGCCAACGCUUCGGUGUGCAGACCGCGCGGCUGGUGAAGGGCUAUAUGAAGGACAUGCAUACGCAGCAGCGCGGCGCUCUCGUCGGCCUGGAUCAGAGCCUUGCGGCGGCCGCGCUGCACGACGACACGCAGCUCGCAGCCGCGCUCUGGCGCAAUAUCUGGGGCGCUGGCGGCUUCGGCGGGCAUGUAGGCGGCGUGAAGCGCAAGAUCAAAGGGAUCGACCGCACGGAAAAAGGCCAGGAUCCGUCCGAGGAAGGAACACCAGAACUCCAGCUGGACACCCGCGUUUUCGGCGCCGACGGCAAGGCUGGUGCCUCGCCAAGCUCGCAUCACAAUCUUGCUGGCGCCGACUCGUUCGCCAAGCAGCACCCCGAGCUCGCCUUCCCACAGCACCUGGAACGCCUCACGCUCUAUGUUCGUAGGGAAGUGCAGCGCCUUGCAAUGAUCUCCGAUGCCGACAUCCUAGCCGGAAGAGCGGCAACGGACGACAAGGACGUCAUGCCCGGCUCCAUCUUCGGCCGCGUAUAA